Molecule: messenger RNA, 1466 nt
Organism: Phacochoerus africanus (Common warthog)
Lineage: Eukaryota; Metazoa; Chordata; Mammalia; Artiodactyla; Suidae
Gene: CBLIF
Product: cobalamin binding intrinsic factor
Exons: 9
Coding region: 30-1307 (425 amino acids)
Biological process (GO): cobalamin transport
Molecular function (GO): cobalamin binding
Source: RefSeq, a predicted model, not a curated record
GUGAACCCUGGGACUUGUGAACAGGAGACAUGGAUAGCACAGGAGAGAGUGGGAUGGCCCGAGCUGCCCUCCAGCUCCUGACCCUUCUCUGGGCUGUGGCCGGAACCAGCACCCAGACCCGAAGCUCAUGCUCUGUUCCCUCUGCAGAGCAGCCCUUGGUUAAUGGCAUCCAGGUGCUCAUGGAGCACUCCGUGACCAGCUCAGCCUUCCCAAACCCCAGCAUCCUGAUUGCCAUGAACCUGGCCGGAGCCUACAACACAGAGGCCCAGGAGCUCCUGACUUACAAGCUCAUGGCCAGCAACACCUCCGACCUGACCACAGGUCAGCUCGCCCUCACCAUCAUGGCACUCACCUCCUCCUGCCGAGACCCUGGGAACAGAAUAGCCAUUCUACAGGAGCAAAUGGAGAACUGGGCACCUCCAAGCCUGGAUACCCAUGCUUCAACCUUCUAUGAGCCAAGUCUGGGAAUCCUGACGCUGUGCCAGAAUAACCCAGAGAAGACCUUACCGCUAGCAGCCCGUUUUGCCAAGACCCUGAUGGCCAAUUCCUCUCCCUUCAACAUGGACACAGGAGCAAUGGCAACCUUGGCCCUGACCUGCACGUACAACAAGAUCCCCGUAGGCUCAGAGGAAGGGUACAGAGCCCUGUUCGGUCAGGUACUGAGGAAUACUGUGGAGAAUAUCGGCAUGAGGAUCCAAGACAACGGAAUCAUUGGAAACAUCUAUAGCACUGGCCUCGCCAUGCAGGCUCUCUCUGUGACACCUGAGCGACCUAACAAGGAGUGGGACUGCCAGAAGACCAUGGAUACUGUACUUACUGAGAUUAAAGAGGGGAAAUUCCACAACCCCAUGGCCAUUGCCCAAAUCCUCCCUUCCCUGAAAGGCAAGACCUAUCUAGAUGUGCCCCAUGUGUCUUGCAGCCCUGGUCAUGAGGUGCCACCAACUCUACCCAACCCCCCCAGCCCUGUUCCCACCCCAGCAUCCAACAUCACCGUCAUAUACACCAUAAAUAACCAGCUGAGGGGCGUGGAGCUGCUCUUCAAUGAAACCAUCAAUGUUAGUGUGAAAAGAGGAUCCGUGCUACUUAUUGUCCUGGAGGAGGCACAGCGCAAAAACCCCAAGUUCAAAUUUGAAACGACAAUGACGUCCUGGGGACUGGUGGUCUCCUCUAUUAACAAUAUCGCUGAAAAUGUCAACCACAGGACAUACUGGCAGUUUCUGAGUGGCCAGACGCCCUUAAACGAAGGAGUUGCGGACUAUAUACCCUUCAACCACGAGCACAUCACAGCCAAUUUCACACAGUACUGACGAGGAGGGGGUUCGGCUUCUACGGAACAUCUCCACGGGAUGGCUGGAAUUUCUUUCAUAUCAUUUCAAAUCUAUGCCAAAGUGUGGAUACUUACAAUGCUACCAGAUUCCUGGUUGAAAUAUGGACACUGCUCUGUAAAAUAAAUGAGGUCAACUUCC